CAAGCUUGUGUGUCUGUCACAGAGCGAAAGAGGCUUGCGUCGUAUUAAAUUCUCCUCUGAAGUUUAUCUGGCUGAUCUUCUAUCUGGACCUGAGAGAUGAAGAAGGCACAAUCGCUCCUUUUCCAAGCGUUGACCGUGCUUGGCAUUUGGGCUUCGCUUGUUGUUUUGGAAGGGCACUUCUUUCCUGGACUUGGUGGGCUUGGACUUGGUGCUGAUGUGGAUAAGUUCGCUGUAAAAUGACACAUUUCAAAGACAACCCUAUGCUGAGAGCUACAAACUCUUUUGUGAACAAGUGAUCCGUCAAAGGAUUAUCGUUGACAAAGAAGUGCUCAGAAUGGACAAGCCAUGAAGGUUGUUCGUGAACAUCGUUAAGAACCAUGAGGAUCUUGAUGCUUCAGACUACAGAUGGUGUUCCGAAAAAUCAGCGAUGUGAAACGAGAGGAAGACGAGGGUCAGAGGCGGAAAAACGAAGCCCCUCUCAACUUGCCUCCCGACCACCCGGUGCGUAAACUCUUCCAGCGCUUCCGGCAGCAGCAGGAGGCUCGGACGGCCACGGAAAAGACGAGUGAAGACAAUGACGUGGAGAAGGGUCCCCUCUAUGUGGAAAUUCCCAAGACAGCAAUCAUCAUCACCAGCAUUGUGACAGUGACGGAAAGCCCGACAACGCCGUCAUCGCCGCCAAACAAGGCAAAAUCAAAGGCUGGGGGCGCUUCGAGGAAUCCAUGGUGAAACCUGAGAACUGGAAAACGGUGUCCAAAGCCUAGUCCAUGGAGACGUUGCCAGAGCGAACCAAAGGUCACGAAUCACAGAUGCCCCUGAAGAAAACGGACUUGUGUGACAGCGGCAUCACCAAAAGCGACCUGCGCCUCGACAAAGUAAGCGACUUCCGCUUGACUACGCAGGACCGCAGUCCCGUGCAGCCUCCCGAAAUCAGAUGUUCCUUCUGCCCCAUUCCCGAGCAGACCCUACACGCCUCUCUUCAAGAACUCAAGCUGGAACUUAAAGACGACCUGAAGAGCCUCAACGUCCCAAUGUCGGGUCUGGAGGCGCAGCUAGCCGAAGCCCUCCAGCUCCUUAAAUCCAGGACGCCCACCACUGGCUCUCCGCAAGGUCUCUUUGACAUUUCCAGACCCGCCUCUCCAGAAGCCGACAAAGAGGAGGACAUCUUCUCGUGAGCACUAUAGGCACAUUUUACUGUCAACCAAGCCGCAAUCCGGUAAUGGCCACUACAGACCCUACUCACCAACGUCACAGAAUGACGUGUCGCUGUAUCUGGCCGCCAUAUUGUCCGUCAUUGUUUAUCCGUAUUCUCAAAGGUUUCAAUUUGUCGUGCAAUUUAUAGUGCAAUUCAUGGAAGCCCCGGUGCUUUCAGACGCUGUAAACUCAUUGGAUGCGUUGCAUAAAAGGCGUUAUGUGGAAAAGCUUCAGUCUAUCCAUUCGCCAGAUCCAUAUUUGAUGCCUAAAUCGAUAUUUUUCGACCUGCUGUCUUCGCCCUCUCUGCCAGACAUCUGCUACCCUGAUAUCUAAAACCAUCUUGUCCACAAAAAAUCCUCCUAUUCUCACGAAAGUUUGAAAAACAUUAAGAGCAGCACUCUAACCAACAUUACCCCGUGUGACCCUUUACUUCCAAUUUUCUAAAAUGGCGACAAUCAAUCAAAAAAAAAGUUGACUGCGAUGGCCGACGCUUCAAGGAUAGGUGGAUAUUGGACUAUUUCUUCAAUAAAACAUGCAACAACUGUGUCUGCCUCAUUUGCAAAGAGACAGUCGCUGUUUUCAAAGAGUUCGAUGUGACGCGAUAUUACAAAACAAUACACGCUAACAUGUACAACAUUACAGGGAAGAUACGCAGCGAGAAAUUAUAGCAACUUGAAGCUUGUUUAAUUUCACAGCAGCAGUAUUUCGCAAGAGCCCGAGUGUCGAAAGAGAACGCCACAAAAACAAGACUGUUGAAAUUAUGAAUUAAAAAAAAUAAUAAUAAAGCAACUGUGACACGCAGAAGGGCUUGCUAAAAUUUGUUAAAAUAUAUUGUUCUAUGUAAAUCAGCCAAGGUAGCCCCCCGCAUUUUACCACACCAAAUCUGGCCCCCUUUGCAAAAGGUUUGGACACACCUGUUUAACUGAUGAUCCGUAGACGAGGCCAGCUUCUUUCACUUGGUACCAGCUAAAUAUUAUUCAAAAUUUAAUGAUGGUGGAAGAAAUAAGCAUCUUGAAUUUGAAACUGUAUGUUGUUGGCGAUUAGCCUCGCAAUGAUCUUAAUUGUGCUUGUCAGCCCAAAACCCUCUAAAUAUAUAUUAAAUGCAUUUUACCAGAUAUAAAAUGACUACUACAUAAUCCGUGGUAAUCUUUUGGAGCCCAGUUUUCUUGUCGAAUUGCAGCAGUCCAUCUCGCUCUCCUCUCUGGGUCUCUCGGAAUACGGUAGAACUUAAGUCUCUCCGUCUAUCUUCUCUGUUAUUGCAACCAACCGCCACACACGCCUUCACCAUUUUGAUUAUUAAUGUUAAUGAGCAUAAAAACACGCCAUAACAGGAGGAAUUUACGUAGCGGUAAUGCGUCAACACGACGAGUUGACAGACAAUAUGGCGCGGAGGCGUGGUUGUGACGUCAUGUGAGUAGGGUCUAUAUGGCAAUAG
Corythoichthys intestinalis (scribbled pipefish) is the source of this 2629-nucleotide messenger RNA. Its product is annotated as potassium voltage-gated channel subfamily H member 1-like. Lineage: Eukaryota; Metazoa; Chordata; Actinopteri; Syngnathiformes; Syngnathidae. The record is from RefSeq and is a predicted model, not a curated record. Bases 768 to 1175 code for a protein of 135 amino acids. The transcript is spliced from 4 exons.